AUGGCGGACACAGCGACGUUCACGGCGCCUCUACCCCAGAGCUUCGGAUAUGGAAUUAUCGUUGGUCUGGGUUUUGCAUUUGCAUUGCUGAUGAUCUUCAUUACUUGGGCUUUAAAGCGGUACCAGAAUGAAGUUCAAACGUCCGAAAUGUUCUCGACUGCAGGCCGGUCCGUCAAGUCAGGAUUGGUGGCCGCUGCGGUUGUGAGUAGCUGGACCUGGGCUGCAACACUUCUCCAGUCCACUGCCGUGGCAUACAAAUACGGAGUCUCGGGUCCUUUCUUCUAUGCUUCAGGCGCCUGUGUGCAAAUUAUUCUAUUCGCAACAUUGGCUAUUGAGCUGAAGCGUCGGGCACCCAAUGCACACACUUUCCUAGAAGUCAUCCGCGCCCGCUACGGAACGGUGGUUCACAUUGUAUUCAUCGUCUUCUGCCUGAUGACGAACAUCCUAGUCACUGCUAUGCUGCUCACCGGUGGAUCCGCUGUGAUGACCUCUUUGACGGGAGUGCCUACUGCCGCUGCCUGCUUUUUGCUUCCCAUUGGUGUGGUACUCUACACCCUCUUCGGUGGUAUCAAGGCAACCUUUAUUACCGAUUAUAUGCACACCGUUGUUAUUCUCGUCGUGAUCUUCCUCUUUGCCUUCUCCGCUUACGCCACUAACGCCGAGUUGGGGUCCCCAUCGAAGGUAUACGAGGCCCUGGUUGCGGCUUCCCAGCGCCACCCCGUUGAGGGCAACGCAGAAGGCAGCUAUCUUACCAUGCGAUCGAAGGAGGGUGGUAUCUUCUGGAUUAUCAACCUGAUUGGAAACUUCGGCACUGUGUUCCUCGACAACGGCUACUACAACAAGGCCAUUGCUGCAAGCCCUGUACACGCCUUCCCCGGUUACGUGAUUGGUGGACUCUGCUGGUUCGCGAUUCCCUGGUUGUGCGCUACAACAAUGGGUCUUUCGGCGCUAGCACUGGAAGGCACUCAGCGAAUGAGUUCCGAGGACGUCACAGCUGGUCUCGUGCUUCCUUUUGCGGCCGUGAAACUUCUCGGUUAUAGCGGUGCCGUCGCAACAACGCUUAUGAUCUUCAUGGCCGUGACCUCUGCCUUCUCGGCUCAAUUGAUUGCCGUGUCUUCAAUCUUCACCUACGAUAUCUAUGGAGCAUACAUUAACCCCAAAGCCAAGGGCAAGCGACUUGUCUGGGUCUCUCACAUGUCCUGCAUUGUCUACUCAAUUAUCAUGGCAGGCUUUGCAACGGGUCUUUACUACGCCGGAAUUGGUAUGGGAUACUUGUAUCUUCUAAUGGGCGUCAUCAUCUCUUCCGCCGUCUUCCCAGGCGCAAUGACCCUCCUCUGGAAAGGCCAAAACCACAUCGCAGCAGCCGUCUCACCACCCCUCGGUCUAGCAGUCUCUCUCAUCGCUUGGCUCGUGACAACAAAGAAACAAUACGGCAUUCUCACCGUUGAUACCACAGGCGCCAAUUACCCCAUGUUAGCCGGCAACGUCGCAGCACUUCUCAGCCCCGUGGUCUUCGUGCCCAUCUUCACCUACGCCUUCGGUCCCCAAAACUACAACUACGAGUCCAUGCGCGCAAUUCGCAAGGUCGAUGAUACAGAAGUGGCAGCCGACGCACACGUCGACAUUGAGCUCGUGCCCGGCGAAGCAGGCAACAACCAAGAGGCGGACGAGGAGGAAACCCGCCAGCUCAAUCGCUCUGCGCUCUACGCCCGUACCCUGACGAUAUUCAUGGCGUUCUCGUUCUUGAUCCUCUGGCCGAUCCCGAUGUACGGUACAUCGUACGUCUUCAGCCAGAAGUUCUUUACGGGUUGGGUCGUCGUUGGUAUUCUGUGGCUGUUCAUUACCACUUUCGGAGUUGUCGUGUUCCCGCUUUAUGAGGGGCGAGCGAGCAUUAUUCGUGUUGCGCGGAUGAUGUCACUUGAUCUUGUUGGGCGGAAGCCGAAGGUCUAUCGUGGCACGAAAGAGGUUGGUGAUUCGGCUACCCCUUCGGGGGUUGCGACACCGAUGGAAGUUGAAAAGGAAAAGAAGACUUUGGAAAGAGAAGUUUAG
Penicillium brevicompactum is the source of this 2049-nucleotide messenger RNA. RefSeq names its product sodium:solute symporter family protein. Gene Ontology annotation, molecular function: putrescine transmembrane transporter activity; urea transmembrane transporter activity; spermidine transmembrane transporter activity. The coding region runs from base 1 to 2049 and encodes 682 amino acids. NCBI's taxonomy places the organism in Eukaryota, Fungi, Ascomycota, Eurotiomycetes, Eurotiales, Aspergillaceae. The transcript is spliced from 3 exons. The record is from RefSeq and is a predicted model, not a curated record. Gene Ontology annotation, biological process: spermidine transport; putrescine transport; urea transmembrane transport. Gene Ontology annotation, cellular component: plasma membrane.